UAAUGGCGGAGGAGGGAAUAAUAAUGGCGGCGGUUGGGGAGGAGGGAGGAGGAGGAAAUAAUAAUGGCGGCAGUUGGGGAGGAGGAAGAGGAAAUAAUAAUGGCGGCGGUUGGAGAGGAGGAGGAAAUAAUAAUGGCGGCGGUCGCGGUGGAGGAUGUCGGUACGGGUGUUGCAACAGAGGUUUACGUAGUUGCAACAGGUGUUGCUCUUACCUAGGAGAGGCGGUACAAGCUGAUGUUGGUGGAGCCAAGCCUUGAAGGUUGAGCCGAGUGGCGAGCUAGCUAGCCGCUGGCAAAAUCUAUGUACUAAUAAUUAAGAAAGAAUAAGAAAAGGCAUCCAUGGUUAUGUGUGUGAG
Impatiens glandulifera is the source of this 355-nucleotide messenger RNA. RefSeq names its product glycine-rich protein 3 short isoform-like. The record is from RefSeq and is a predicted model, not a curated record. Lineage: Eukaryota; Viridiplantae; Streptophyta; Magnoliopsida; Ericales; Balsaminaceae. The coding region runs from base 3 to 257 and encodes 84 amino acids. The transcript has a single exon.